GUGAACAACGGUACAGAGAGGAUGCGCAUCCAGAGUGAGUGGACAUCUACAACAGAUUCGAGCAAGCCGGCGUCAGCGUACGAACUUGGAUCGAAGCAGACCAGGCGAAACUCACUCGGUGCGCCUGCACGCGCAAGACCUGGGUGAAGGCUAUGUCAGAAUGUGGGCUUAGAGAGUGCGCGUUCGACCGAGUUGCUAUCCAGCAAACUGUGAUCUUUGGAUACCAGGUUUGCUCGAAGAAGGGAUUUGUUGAGUUUCCCUAUGCGGAUGACCUAGCAUCAUCUCUAGGAAUCGAGGUUUCUGCAAACACCACUCUCCCGGGCCGAAUCACCAUCGCAGCUAAUGGUGUCGGUGGAGCGCCCAGCUUCCCAAUACUGGACGAGGAUGGCGACAGAAUGGUGUUUGGAUCGGCAGCUUGGAAAAUACUUCCCGAAGGUUCCAUAUUGGUACCUGCACUCCUCCUCACAGCCGGUUUCAUGACUGUGCGGUGAGUGUAGACACUGGCGACCGGCAUUGCCCCGCUCCGAUAGUUCUCCACCGGAAAAACACCUUUAAGCCUUUUUCUCUUCCGAAUCCCUUUUCCUUUCAUCAUUUCUCUCUGUGCAUGAGGUCGGGGCAAAUAUGCGUAAUUCCACGACUGGCUUUUUGCUUUAUAUCUUUGUCUCCCUUUCUGAAUAUUCUUUCUUCUUUCUUCUUUCUUUUCUCCAUGGGAUUGACAAGCGGAUGUGGUGGGCUGUGAACUAGAACCCCCCCUCACCCCCAAGCCGAUAACUGCCCCAUCGCCCCACCAAUAGAUAGAACCCUCCCUUCCCUUCCCAUCAAAUCCACUAUGCAAAUGUGUGUAUACGAUACAAUACAACCCCAUCAUAUAUCC
Molecule: messenger RNA, 874 nt
Organism: Tuber melanosporum (Perigord truffle)
Lineage: Eukaryota; Fungi; Ascomycota; Pezizomycetes; Pezizales; Tuberaceae
Exons: 4
Coding region: 153-491 (112 amino acids)
Source: RefSeq, a predicted model, not a curated record